AUGCCCGUCCUGCUGCACAACAAGCGCUUCAUCAUCCUUUCCCAGUACGAAUAUUUUUCCCAGCGCAUCAUGGCGAUAAAGGACGCUCAUCGCCGAGGAGUCGCUUUGAUCGGAAAUCCUGGCAUCGGAAAGAGCAGCUUCCUCAUCUUCAUGCUCCUGAAGCGUCUAGUCAAUCAAGAACAUGUAGUUUUGGCUUUGCGUAGCAGGGUCUAUGUGUUCAACUCGAAUGGUGUUUUCGCCACCCGCUCUGGGACAGACCUGGCAGUACUCUUCGAUAGUCCAGCGUAUAAAGACGUCCUUGCUCUGGUCGAUUCAGACGAAGAAGUCAGGGAGCCGGAUCCUGGAUUAGUCCACUCUGGAUUAUUUGCCGUCCAUGCGACCUCGCCUCAACAAGCACGCUACAAAAUUUGGGUGAAUCAAAAGAGGGCCAUCACGCUCGUAAUGGAUCCGUUAACAAUCGAUGACAUGCAUGCCUUAGUGUCCCUCGAAAGCCCCCAUUGUCUCCGUGAAGAGGUCGAAGCAGCCAUGUUGAUGUACGGCAGCAACAGUCGCACCAUUGCAGAUAUUUUUCAAGACCCCGACGGAGAUCUUCUACAGGAAACGAAAAUUGCACAAUCCCUCGAUAGACUUUCCUUGUCUCAGCUCGAAGAGCUGAUUCGCAAGCCCGAUGAUGGCGACAAACAGAUAACCCAUGCCCUUAUCCAAUCCGCAAGCAGCAGACCCCCACCGCAAGAAGGAGAUCGGCGCUAUCUCGCGACAGAUACAAUGGUCCACUCUAUUGCCUCUCCCUACAUUUGGAAGCUCCUCUAUAAGAAGUUCAUGGAUUCAAGUCUCCAAGAAAUACGCCGCCUAUUUGUGUCGCUGGCCGGGAUGACGUCAUCAAAUGCGAUGCGUGGCUGGCUCUUCGAGGCUUGGUCCCAUGAUCGCCUUUGUCAAGGGGAAUUCGCAUUCACCCUCACCGAAAUGGUGAAAAUUUCGUCACGCUUGGUGAGAGGGCAGAACACACGCCAGCUGCCGCUUGGUCCGAAGAGAGAGUUUGAAAUCUAUCCAUCGUCCACCAAGUUUGCAAAUACGAAGGACGGCGACAAGUACUACGUUCCUCAAGAAGGAAACAAUCCUACAUUUGAUUCUUUCAUUCGAGUCUCUCACCAACUCGGCAUCGGCUUCCAGAUGACAAUCUCUCCUACCCACGCUUUGAAAGUGAAAGGUCUCGAACUCUUGUCAAAGCGCAUAGACACCAAGGAACGUAUGUUCGUCUUUGUCAUACCAACAGGCCAUACUUUCGACUGCGAAACUUCCACCAGGUGGAUGAAUAAAUUCAAGUUUUAUAUACUUGAAGUCGACUUUGGGCAUCCUAUUCUUCAGAAAGGUGUUAGCCUGCGUCUAGAGACACCUAGUGAUGAUUCGGAAAUGGACAUGUCAGAAUAG
Cyclocybe aegerita is the source of this 1428-nucleotide messenger RNA. The record is from the annotation of a GenBank genome assembly. NCBI's taxonomy places the organism in Eukaryota, Fungi, Basidiomycota, Agaricomycetes, Agaricales, Hemipholiotaceae.